AUGGAGCGGGGUGCUAGAGCCAACAUCAGCCCGCUACACGUCCUCGUCCCUGCCGCUGAGCGGAGCUCGGAACUUCCUCAGGCCCCGGCGCACCCUGCACUCCCCGUGCAUUCGAGCGACGGGCCGGUGUCCUCCCUGCACCUGUCACUGGCGCGGCUGGCCUUCGGGGCGCCCUGGGGCGGACACACAGCUCGCUGGGACCCUGCCCGGGGCAGCCCGCAGCACCCCGUUUCCCUGCAGCGUCUAGCCCUCUCUGAGGUCGGCGGCUGUGUCGCGUCUCCCUGCGCGGGUUCUUGUGGUCCGCCAGGUCCCCGUGCCAGAGCUCCCCGCGGGCGCGGACUGCUCGAGCGGGACCGGUGGGGCCAGGCUCCGCGGCCCGGAACGCGCGGGAAGGGCCCCGGGACGGGCCGGAACGCCAGGGCGCUGCUGCUGCAGCCCGGCUUCCGCCGAGUGCCGCUGCGGCUGCAGGUGCCCUACGUCGGUGCGAGUGAGCGGCAGGUGGAGCACGUGUUGUCGCUACUGCGAGGCCGUCCUGGAAAGAUGGUGGACCUGGGCUCUGGAGAUGGCAGGAUUGUGCUGGCCGCCCACAGGUGUGGUCUCCACCCGGCUGUGGGCUACGAGCUGAACCCGUGGCUAGUGGGGCUGGCUCGGCUGCAUGCCUGGAGGGCGGGCUGUGCCGGCAGCGUCUGCUACCGCCGUGAGGACCUCUGGAAGGUGAACCUGAGGGACUGCCACAACGUGUCUGUGUUCCUGGCCCCUAGCGUGCUCCCACUGCUAGAAGACAAGCUGCAGGCAGAGCUGCCUGAAGGGGCCCGAGUGGUGUCGGGGCGCUUCCCCCUCCCCACUUGGCAGCCUGUGGCUGUGAUGGGUGAGGGUGUGGACCGCGUCUGGGCCUAUGAUGUCCAUAGUGGUGGGUCAGCUGCUCAGGGUUCCCCAGGACCCAGUUCCGCCUCAGUCCCCGGGGUCCCCAGUUCUCAGGCCGGCUGAUCAUCUGGACACAAUAAAGACUCGGUGGACUCCA
Ailuropoda melanoleuca (giant panda) is the source of this 1021-nucleotide messenger RNA. It is a transcript of the gene ANTKMT, whose product is annotated as adenine nucleotide translocase lysine methyltransferase. Gene Ontology annotation, molecular function: protein-lysine N-methyltransferase activity. The record is from RefSeq and is a predicted model, not a curated record. The transcript is spliced from 7 exons. Gene Ontology annotation, biological process: regulation of mitochondrial ATP synthesis coupled proton transport; peptidyl-lysine trimethylation; positive regulation of proton-transporting ATP synthase activity, rotational mechanism. Gene Ontology annotation, cellular component: mitochondrion. The coding region runs from base 1 to 987 and encodes 328 amino acids. Lineage: Eukaryota; Metazoa; Chordata; Mammalia; Carnivora; Ursidae.